AUGGCGGUGCCAAAGGAGUGGACGGACACCUGGAACCUGUUCGACGAGCGCAAGACUGGUAGCGUGAGUCAGACCGACGCCAAGCACAUCAUCCGCAGUCUUGGGCGCCGCUACACGGAGGCGGAGUUCAACGAGCUGCUGCAGGGCGUCCCCGACCCGGUGCCGUACGAGAGCUUCGUCGCUCUCAUGCAGAAGCCGUACACUGGGCCCUCCGAGGAUGACCUGCGAACGGCGCUGCGUGCCUUUGACGCCACGGACUCGGGCUACCUGAAGCUCUCGGAGCUCAUCACGCUCCUCACGUCGCUCGGGGAGAAGAUGCCAGAGCACGAGGUGAAGCAGCUUCUAGCGGAAGUGAAGACUGAUGAAGAGGGCCGCGUCGAAAUUGACGACCUUGUGCGAUUUCUUUGCACACCGGUGCCAUCCGUGACACCCGACAUCGCGGAACUGCAGAAGCAGCUUGCCAACGCCAGCUGA
Messenger RNA from Trypanosoma rangeli, 474 nucleotides. Its product is annotated as calmodulin. Bases 1 to 474 code for a protein of 157 amino acids. Gene Ontology annotation, cellular component: myosin II complex. The record is from RefSeq and is a predicted model, not a curated record. NCBI's taxonomy places the organism in Eukaryota, Euglenozoa, Kinetoplastea, Trypanosomatida, Trypanosomatidae. Gene Ontology annotation, molecular function: calcium ion binding. The transcript has a single exon.